GCGCGGGUUCCUGGCUCUCCACGCGCACUGCUUUUAUCAGACCGGUGCAGCCUCGAGCUGGAUUGACCAGCUGGGCCUGGAGCGAUGCGAGCUGGCCCCUGGGAGCAGCAGCGGCGGCAGCAGCGGCGAGGCGGCCGAGUGAGUUGGUCUGGAGGGCCCUCAAACCCCGACCCCAGGGAUGUGGCAAAGCGGACCUGGGCCAGGGAGGCGCGGCCGGGAGGGCUCUGAACUAGGCACAGGACGGUCAAGAAGACUGCAGUUCUGUUGGCUGCCUUGGUCGCCCCUCAGUGCGCUACUCCGCGAUCCAUAGGCUGCGACCAAACCCUAGAGCCGCCCUAAGCUCAGCACCCGACUGGGUAGCAGUGACGAGAAGCGGUCCUGAGUUCUCCGCGUUGGGGGCGGACGAAGAGUGGGGACAGUAGGGAAGCGGGCGACAGCGGGGAGCAGCUGGUUGGUUUCUGGGAAGAGAGCACGCAAGGGAGGUGGGAGGCUGAAGAGCUGCGGGCCUCCGAGGUCCCAGAGCGGACUCUGCAGCCUAUUGUGCGUCCCGCAACGCGCGCUCUGUUGCAGAGGAGCCCGGGCCGGGAAGUGUGGAACAGUCCCUCCAGAGGCCGGGCCGCCUUGCAGGCUCUAGUCCAGCGGAGCCCGAGCGACUCGGACCAAUCCCCGGUGAUUAUGCAAGACAGCGGACCAAUCAGCUCCGCCAGCUCAUGAAUAUUUAUGACCUUGGCUGAGUCAAAGCUUUGAACCGAGUUUGGGGAGCUCGGGAGCAUCAUGCUUAGACUUUUCAAAGAGACAAACUCCAUUUUCUUAUGAAUGGAAAGUGAAAACCCUUGUUCCGCUUAAAUUGGGUUCCUUCCUGUCCUGAGAAACAUAGAGACCCCUAAAGGGAAGCAGAAGAGAGAGAGACCCACACCCAGACCCCGCGAGAAGAGAUGACCAUGACCACCAUGCCAGAAAGUCUCAACAGCCCCGUGUCGGGCAAGGCGGUGUUUAUGGAGUUUGGGCCGCCCAACCAGCAAAUGUCUCCUUCUCCCAUGUCCCACGGGCACUACUCCAUGCACUGUUUACAUUCGGCGGGCCAUUCGCAGCCCGACGGUGCCUACAGCUCGGCCUCGUCCUUCUCCCGACCGCUGGGCUACCCCUACGUCAACUCGGUCAGCAGCCACGCGUCCAGUCCCUACAUCAGUUCGGUGCAGUCCUACCCGGGCAGCGCCAGCCUCGCCCAGAGCCGCCUGGAGGACCCAGGGGCGGACUCCGAGAAGAGCACGGUGGUGGAAGGCGGUGAAGUGCGCUUCAAUGGCAAGGGGAAAAAGAUCCGCAAACCCAGGACAAUUUAUUCCAGUUUGCAGUUGCAGGCUUUGAACCGGAGGUUCCAGCAAACUCAGUACUUAGCUCUGCCCGAGAGGGCGGAGCUCGCGGCCUCCUUGGGACUCACGCAGACUCAGGUCAAGAUCUGGUUCCAGAACAAGCGCUCCAAGUUCAAGAAGCUGAUGAAGCAGGGCGGGGCGGCUCUGGAGGGUAGCGCGCUAGCCAACGGCCGGGCUCUGUCUGCAGGCUCCCCACCAGUACCACCCGGCUGGAACCCUAAUUCCUCCUCCGGGAAGAGCUCAGGCAGUAGCGCGGGCUCCUACAUCCCCAGCUACACGUCGUGGUAUCCUUCCGCGCACCAAGAAGCUAUGCAGCAGCCCCAACUCAUGUGAGGUUGCCCACUCGCACCUUCCCGCCUCCUUCCCGUCUCCCUUGGCCCGGGCCCCUCCCGCCUCCAGGUCCAUCCACCCUGUCUGUGUGCCCUGAGCCCGGAGGAGGGCCAGAGGGAAAGAAGAAGCAGUGAAGACAUGACGCCCGCCUCCUCCUUGGAGUCCCUGGAGGUCCGACGCAGCGACUCCCCAGCGCCAGUACUCUCGCCGGAAUCCCGUCCUGGGCCACGCGGUGACUGCAGAGUGGCCUGGAAGCGCAGCUAUGGUCACCCGAGACAGCCGGAGCAGCAAGACAAACCCGCUCGAUCCCACCCUCCGACCCUCAGCUUUGUGGGACUAUCAGGAAAAACAAAAACAAUGUAGAAAAAGCAAAAGUUCUUUUCUGUCCUGUCCGUCUCUUGUCUCCUUUUGCUCUGUUUGUGCGCUGAGUAAAGAUCCUCUCGUCGUCUGCUGUUAUUCUGCCGCCACUGCAAAGUCGCCAGGUCUGAGCCACACGCGGCCCCCUGGGCCGCCCAUCUCCGGAUCCUGGGUCGUUUUGUCCUUUCAGGCCUUCUCCUAGUCCCUACCUGACCACCUGUGUAGCUUGUUUGAGAACUGGGGGAAAUUGGAGGGAGGGGUUUUUAUUUAUUGAAAAAAUGGACUUCACCUGAGGCUGAGUGUUGGCCAAUUCCAGGUUCUGUGGAGCGUGAGCGCACACUGUCCAAACGCACUGUUUACCUUAAAUUCACCCGGAAAAAACGAACAAGGAGGACGCAGUGAAUUUUAAUUUAUACAGUAACUUUUGUAUUUCGCUGGUAUGGAGUGGUUGAAGCUGAAUUAUUCGCAUUUUUUUUUACUACUUCAAGUAGGGUUUUGUCAACUCGGGAAGAACAACGCGCUUAGUCGCUUUGCCUGGACUUAAAGAAAAUUUUAAUUUGAAAGAGACAGGACCUAUGUGCAGCAGUGAAAAAAUAGGCAAGAGUGAGCAAGCGCCCUAAUCCCGAUAGGGCUUUAAAGAAAGCAAAAACAGCUUUAUAACAAUCCCCAGAGGUUUGACCACAGAAUGCCAGUCACCACCCUGAAGGCAUAGUCUCCAGUGCAGGAUCUAAUAGUUGUACAUAUUAUUAUUGUUAUUAUUAUUAUUAUUGUUCUGUAAACAUGUUGCACAAUCUUAGCUUUUUUUUUUUUUUCUGUUGUGUGUGGCUGUAAAACCUGAUGCUUUGUGAAAUGAGAAUCUUGACAUUCUACUUGUGAAAUUUGGAAAAUGUGACCAAUUGAAAUCAACUGUGUUUUGUGUUCUCUAUGUCAAAGUUUAGUUUUAUAUUGAGAAUGUUAACUUAUUGCUUUGUAUCUUGGGGGAAAAAAGAACUUUGUAAAUAAGUUAUAAAGUUUCUUUGAGACAGUAAAAUUAUGGUUUCA
This is a messenger RNA of Marmota monax (woodchuck), 3098 nucleotides long. It is a transcript of the gene Dlx1, whose product is annotated as distal-less homeobox 1. Bases 936 to 1703 code for a protein of 255 amino acids. The transcript is spliced from 3 exons. Gene Ontology annotation, molecular function: DNA-binding transcription factor activity, RNA polymerase II-specific; RNA polymerase II cis-regulatory region sequence-specific DNA binding. NCBI's taxonomy places the organism in Eukaryota, Metazoa, Chordata, Mammalia, Rodentia, Sciuridae. Gene Ontology annotation, biological process: cell differentiation; negative regulation of transcription by RNA polymerase II; embryo development. The record is from RefSeq and is a predicted model, not a curated record.